GCGGCUGUCAUCGGAGCUGCUAACCGCCUGCUGCUCCCACAAAACAAGUGACAUUCAUCAUUAAAAGCGUCGCAAAGUGCCAGUGAGACCAGCUCCUCCGGGAAUAUGGACGACGACGUGUUGACGACUCUGAAGCUGUUGAUAAUUGGCGAAAGCGGAGUGGGAAAGUCCAGUCUCCUCCUGAGGUUUACUGAAGACACCUUUGACCCAGAGCAGUCUGCGACUAUAGGUGUGGAUUUCAAAGUGAAGACACUCGCAAUAGAUGGGAACAAAGCAAAACUCGCCAUAUGGGACACAGCCGGACAGGAAAGGUUUCGCACCCUGACGCCCAGCUACUACCGCGGGGCACAAGGAGUCAUACUCGUAUAUGACGUCACAAAGCGUGAGACUUUCACUAAGCUCGAAAAUUGGCUGAAUGAACUGGAAACCUACACGACACGCAACGACGUUGUAAAGAUGCUCGUUGGGAACAAAAUCGAUCGGGACGACCAUGAAGUGGAGAGAAAUGAGGGGCUGAAAUUUGCUCGGAAACACUCCAUGCUUUUUAUUGAGGCCAGUGCAAAGACCAAAGAUGGCGUCCAGUGUGCCUUUGAGGAGCUUGUGGAGAAGAUCCUCCAGACUCCGGGGCUUUGGGAGAGUGAAACCCAGGGUCAGAGGGUCCGCCUGGGGGACCAGGAGCCGGGCAGUGGCAGGGCAUGUGGAGGCUACUGUUCCAUACCCUGAAACUGGACAGAAGGAAACAAGCACCAAAGUGAUAGGAAUGACUACAGACCAGAAUCAUCGAGUAAGAGGGGGUGAAGGAACUGGAUGAAUACUUUCUUUACUUUAAAAAACAAGUUUAUUGUUGGGAGUAGUUCUGUCCGACGAAAGGACUUUGCUGUUUGCACACUUCCUUUUCAAUCAUCAUCUGUCACUACUUUCUGUUUAAAACAUGAAUGAAAGGAUCAUGCAAAAAUAACCUCUUGCCCAAAGGAAGUCUGGUGUUUUAAAUCGACAUGACAAGGCCGCGUGUAUAUCAUACGAGUAAACGUCUGGUUUGAAUUUAGCUUACUUGUGCAUUAAGGCAUCAGUUUAAUAGCGUAGUUCCUAUUACAUCAACCAAUUUGUAGGUUGCAGCACACAUGUUUUCAAAUUUUACCCCAAAUAUUUCAUUCAAAUCCAGACAGAAGUUCCCUGAAGAGCCCUGCGUAUACUUUGUGAGCUCUUCAUGUCUAAAUCUAGCUGCAGAGUUACCGUUAAAAUAUUCUAAAAGACGUAUAUUUGUCAGCAUUAUUACAUCAAUAGCGCAUCACUUGGAUUUGGGAUGGCUUGUGUUCAUGUGUGAGUGAUCUUUCAUAAUGCACCACAACACUGUGACCGCUCACGGAGAAGACCUUCCACAAUGGACCCCCGUCAUCUUUACCGUUCAUCCAGUCCUGCUUCAGUACAUCGAGGCUUUCAAACGAACCGACUUCCUGUUUAGUUCUCUCUUCCUCUUUACAUUGAAAUAUGUAAGACGAGUCGUCGUCUUGGAUCUUUUCGGAUUUCUUGCAACCAAACCUCUUUGUCUUUGCAUGUAUGACCUGGCCGAUAACUUCCACGAGUACAAGUGUAAAGUUUACAGUAUUUCUUUGCCUAUCUGAUCUGGCAAAAUGGCAAGUUUGUACAUUUAGUCUCAGCUUUGCUCGCUCCGCUUGUUUUCUUCCCAUUUAUUUAUCAGUUUCCAUGUGGUGCUGUGGUCCAUGUGAGGUCCCACUCACUUAUUGAAGGCAUUUCUCGCACAUUAUAGUAUGAGAGCAUUCCGAAGAGCUUCCUGUCCACAGUAAAGUAUUGAUUUGAUGUAUUGUUGCUAUUUGUUUAAAUUCCUUUUUUCUUGUCUGAAAUCACGUUGACCUUUUUAUUCCUGUACUUCCUCCCGUUGCGUUUGCUGUGCGCCUACUUGAAUCAUAUUCAGCAACAUGUUAAAUUGAUAUCUGCCUUAACAUUGAAUGACGUGUGCUGGAGUUAUGGUCCAGUGACGGUUGUAUUGUUUCAAACUGAAAUAAAUGACAACCUCAGGAUGCCC
Molecule: messenger RNA, 2044 nt
Organism: Pseudoliparis swirei
Lineage: Eukaryota; Metazoa; Chordata; Actinopteri; Perciformes; Liparidae
Product: ras-related protein Rab-18-B
Exons: 7
Coding region: 106-723 (205 amino acids)
Molecular function (GO): GTP binding; GTPase activity
Source: RefSeq, a predicted model, not a curated record